CCUAAUGACAGAGUGACAUUUCAAAAGUUUGUACUUUUCGCAAGUGAGAUCUGUUUAUAUUCGGUUCUUGCUCAGUAAUUUAUAGUAAAAACUGUUAAAAUUUACUAAAAAAUACUUCAGUUUUGUAGUUCUGUGAUACAGCAAUCAACCAGCAACAAUGGCCCGUCGUUAUGAUUCCCGCACCACGAUCUUCUCGCCGGAAGGCCGCCUGUACCAGGUCGAGUACGCGAUGGAGGCCAUCUCGCACGCCGGCACGUCGCUCGGCAUCUUGGCCAAGGACGGCAUCCUGCUGGCGGCCGAACGGCGCAACACCAACAAGCUGCUGGACUCGGUCAUCUUUUCCGAGAAGAUUUACAAGCUGAACGAUGACAUGGUCUGCUCGGUGGCCGGAAUCACGUCGGAUGCGAACGUGCUGACGAACCUGCUGCGAGUGAUUGCCCAGCGUUACCAGCUGAACUACGGCGAGGCCAUGCCCUGUGAGCAGCUGGUGUCGCACCUGUGUGACGUCAAGCAGGCCUACACGCAGUAUGGUGGCAAGCGCCCGUUCGGAGUGUCCAUCCUGUACAUGGGCUGGGACAAACACUACGGCUACCAGCUGUACCAGUCCGACCCGAGCGGAAACUACGGCGGCUGGAAGGCGACCUGCAUUGGGAACAACUCGGCGGCCGCCGUCUCAUCCCUCAAGCAAGAGCUGGGAGAUACCGAAAUCACACUUGGCCAGGCUCAGGAUCUCGCCGUUAAGGUGCUGUCCAAGACCCUGGAUAUGACCAAGCUGACGUCCGAGAAAAUCGAAAUGGCCGUGCUCACCCGCGAGAACAACAAGACGGUCAUCAAGAUUCUGUCCAGCACGGAAGUUGACGCCCUGAUCGCCAAGUACGAGAAGGCCGAAGCGGAAGCGGAAGCCGCCAAGAAGGAAAAGCUCGCCCAAAAGUCGGACAAGUGAGCGCGCUCGCAGAGUGUUAAGGUGUUAACGUAAGUUUAUUUUUUCAUUUCGGAUUUGGUACGCAACCGGUUCUCGGAACGGUGCAAAAUACAUUCGUAAAAUA
Messenger RNA from Culex pipiens pallens (northern house mosquito), 1046 nucleotides. RefSeq names its product proteasome subunit alpha type-4 (gene Prosalpha3). The coding region runs from base 158 to 943 and encodes 261 amino acids. Gene Ontology annotation, biological process: ubiquitin-dependent protein catabolic process. The record is from RefSeq and is a predicted model, not a curated record. The transcript is spliced from 3 exons. NCBI's taxonomy places the organism in Eukaryota, Metazoa, Arthropoda, Insecta, Diptera, Culicidae. Gene Ontology annotation, cellular component: proteasome core complex; nucleus; cytosol.